AUGUCUGUGAGCACCAGCCCAGUGGAUGCUCAAGCACGCCUCCAGAAGCACAAAGAGAACAAAAGCACUGGUAUCACUCUGAUUGGGUAUGCCUUUGAAAGGACCCGGCUGGUAAAAGAUGUAGGAGAGAUUUCUGAAAAAUGUACCCAAGGGGGAGAUUAUAUUGGCAUCAGACUUCGGGAAAAUGAAUUUGACCCAAAAGGAAGAAGGCAACUCACCUUUCUAGAUGAUAUGGCACACUACGACUUGGCCAUCAAUGUUGCUUUGCAAUGGCUGGAUCACUCAGAAGACUUAACUUGGUUGGAGUGGGAGAAAGUGAAAAUGUCAUUUCGGGGUAGACCUAUAUAUCCAAACCACAGAGAACGAGAAGCAAUGAUUUUAUCAUCUUAUGCUGGAAUCUUAAUGAACAGUAUCUCAAUUGAGGAAGUCUUUAAAAUUUAUGGGGCUGGUUCUUCUGCCAAUCCAGGUGCUACCAAGGUUCCCCGAGCUCAGCCCUUCCGCCUCUCCUUGCACCCUUUUGCCAUGUUAACAGCACCCAAAGCUGCAGAAUAUGCCCGCAAGCAGAAUACGAUGACUGCAUGUGUCUCUAGGUGUCAAGUUAAGAAGGGGAGCAAUGAAUAAAGAUGCCACCAGCAGCUCUACAAGGGAAGCA
Hippopotamus amphibius kiboko is the source of this 652-nucleotide messenger RNA. It is a transcript of the gene C8H2orf80, whose product is annotated as chromosome 8 C2orf80 homolog. NCBI's taxonomy places the organism in Eukaryota, Metazoa, Chordata, Mammalia, Artiodactyla, Hippopotamidae. The record is from RefSeq and is a predicted model, not a curated record. The transcript is spliced from 8 exons. Bases 1 to 621 code for a protein of 206 amino acids.